This is a messenger RNA of Solanum dulcamara, 1201 nucleotides long. RefSeq lists its product as uncharacterized. The coding region runs from base 40 to 858 and encodes 272 amino acids. Lineage: Eukaryota; Viridiplantae; Streptophyta; Magnoliopsida; Solanales; Solanaceae. The record is from RefSeq and is a predicted model, not a curated record. The transcript has a single exon.
CAAGGAUCAGCUCUAAGUCCAUUUUUAUUUGCCUUGGUAAUGGAUGCAUUGACGCGACAAAUUCAAGGUGAGGUGCCAUGGUGUAUGCUUUUCGCGGAUGACAUAGUCCUGAUUGAUGAGACUCGUAGUGGAGUUAAUGCUAAGCUGGAGGAUUGGAGACAUACCUUGAAGUCUAAAGGGUUUAAGCUGAGUAUGACCAAGACAGAGUACUUAGAGUGCAAGUUUAGUGAGACACCUCAGGAGGUUGGCGUGGAAGUUAAGCUUGGUGCCCAAGCCAUUCAAAAGAGAAGUAGUUUUAAGUAUCUUGGGUCUAUCAUGCAAGGCAGCGGGGAGAUUGACGAUGAUGUCACACAUCGUAUUGGGGCAGCGUGGAUGAAAUGGAGGCUCGCUUCCGGAGUGUUAUGCGACAAGAAGGUGCCACCACAACUUAAGGGCAAGUUCUACAAAGUGAUGGUUAGACCGGCUAUGUUGUAUGGGGCAGAGUGUUGGCCAGUUAAGAUCUCUCACAUUCAAAAGAUGAAAGUUGCCGAGAUGAGAAUGUUGAGAUGGAUGUGUGGUCACACCAGGAGCGACAGGAUUAGAAAUGAGGCUAUUCGGGACAAGGUAGGAGUGGCCUCGGUGGAAGACAAGAUGCGGGAAAUGAGACUGAGAUGGUUUGGGCAUGUGAAGAGGAGAGACACAGAUGACCCAGUGAGGAGGUGUGAGAGGUUGGCCAUGGAUGGUUACAGAAGAGGUAGGGGAAGGCCGAAGAAGUUUUGGGGAGAGGUGAUUAGACAGGACAUGGCUCAGUUACAGCUUACCGAGGACAUGACCUUAGAUAGGAGGCUGUGGAGGACCCACAUUAGGGUAAAAGGCUAGUACAUAGUCUCGUUAUUCUUCCCUAUUCAUAGGCGCACUAGCACAUUACAAUUCCUUGUACUCUCAUUUCUGCUAUUUCUGUUACUAUUUAUUGCUUUCAGUACUUUUGAUUACUCUAUUUUAUCUGUGAUGCCUUCGUUAUUUAUUUUCCUAUAGCGCUUUGAAUUUCUUAACCUUAUCUGACCCCCUUUUAUGCCUUUUUUUAGCCGAGGGUCUCUCGAAAACAGCCGUCCUACCUUGGUAGGAGUAAGGUCUGCGUACACUCUACCCUCCCCAGACCCCACGUUGUGGGAUUUCACUGGGUUGUUGUUGUUGUUGUUGUAUUAAAUAUUUGUCCAGGUGU